Messenger RNA from Helianthus annuus (common sunflower), 1804 nucleotides. Its product is annotated as cyclin-dependent kinase E-1. The transcript has 16 exons. Gene Ontology annotation, biological process: protein phosphorylation. Bases 160 to 1602 code for a protein of 480 amino acids. Gene Ontology annotation, molecular function: ATP binding; RNA polymerase II CTD heptapeptide repeat kinase activity; cyclin-dependent protein serine/threonine kinase activity. Gene Ontology annotation, cellular component: mediator complex; nucleus. NCBI's taxonomy places the organism in Eukaryota, Viridiplantae, Streptophyta, Magnoliopsida, Asterales, Asteraceae. The record is from RefSeq and is a predicted model, not a curated record.
ACCAAAAUUUAUCUAUUCACAUCUUAUUAUUCAGAACAUCACGGCUGAGUGUCUGCAAUUUCAGAAAAUAACCGUUAGCCCGGGAAACCCUAGAACUACGAAUUCAUGCCCUAAAACAGUAAUCAGUGCUGUACAAUCCGCCAAAAUUCGAUUCAAAAGAUGAGCAACAGAGGCAAUAACAGUGGAAGCGGUACCAACAGCAACACCAAUUCCCCCAAUCGCCCUGAAUGGUUGCAACAGUACGAUUUGAUCGGUAAAAUUGGUGAAGGAACUUACGGCCUCGUCUUCUUAGCCAAGAUCAAAUCAAAUCGGAGCAAGUGUAUUGCGAUUAAGAAGUUUAAACAGUCUAAAGACGGUGAUGGUGUUUCCCCCACUGCUAUUCGUGAAAUUAUGUUGCUUAGGGAGAUAUCGCAUGAGAACGUGGUAAAGUUGGUGAAUGUGCACAUCAAUCAUAUAGAUAUGUCUCUCUAUCUGGCUUUCAGUUAUGCGGAGCACGACCUCUAUGAAAUUAUUAGGCAUCACAGGGACAAGGUGAACCAAGCGAUCAACCAAUACACAGUAAAGUCAAUACUAUGGCAGUUGCUUAACGGGCUGAAUUAUCUUCAUAGCAACUGGAUUAUGCAUCGAGAUCUUAAGCCCUCCAAUAUUUUGGUGAUGGGUGAUGGAGAAGAACAAGGCGUUGUAAAAAUAGCUGAUUUUGGACUUGCUAGAAUAUAUCAAGCACCACUGAAGCCGUUGUCCGAUAACGGGGUUGUUGUAACUAUAUGGUAUCGUGCACCAGAGUUGCUUCUUGGGGCAAAGCACUAUACUAGUGCUGUUGAUAUGUGGGCUGUUGGCUGUAUAUUUGCGGAGCUUCUGACGUUGAAGCCAUUAUUUCAAGGACAGGAAGUAAAGGCCACACCAAACCCUUUUCAGCUUGAUCAGCUCGACAAAAUUUUCAAGGUUUUAGGCCAUCCGACUGUAGACAAGUGGCCAACACUGGCUCAUCUUCCACAUUGGCAGACAGAUCAGCAGCACAUUCAAGGGCACAAAUAUGACAGUCCUGGGCUUUACAGCGUUGUUCAUCUCUCUCCAAAGAAUCCUGCAUACGAUCUUCUAUGUAAAAUGUUGGAAUAUGAUCCCCGAAAACGUAUAACAGCAGCACAAGCUCUUGAGCAUGAGUAUUUUCGCAUGGAACCAUUACCGGGACGCAACGCACUGGUACCGCCUCAACCUGGGGAGAAAAUCGUCAAUUACCCAAUCCGUCCAGUGGACACAAACACAGAUUUCGAGGGCACAGCAAGUUUGCAGCCUGCUCAACAGGCGUCAGGAAACCAAAUGUCGGGGGGCUCACAUGUAAUGGCAAAUAGAAACGUUCAACGGCCAGUUCAUAUGGUUGGUGGGAUGCAAAGGAUGCAACAGCAGCAGAGUAUGGCGGCCUAUAAUCUUGCCUCACAGGCGGCUGGGAUGGGUGGUGGCGCAAUGAAUCCCGGGAAUAUCCCAAUGCAGCAGCGGGGUGUUGCCGCCCAGCCUCAUCAACAACAGCAGCAACAGCAACAGUUAAGAAGGAAGGACCAAAUGGGGAUGCCUGGAUAUCCGCAACAGAAGUCAAGGCGUUUUUAAGGGAAUAUGAAGUCGUCAAGUGAUUUCACUUUUCAGCAAUAUGCAGACUUCAAAAUGCUGUCUGCUGGUGUUGUAUGCCUGAUAUUGCCACUUGUAUAUGGUAAUAAUUUAUAAAGAUAUUGUUGUAAAAUCCUCAAGGGGAUUUUUUAUGUUCGACUUCGUUAAUUAGAAGCAUUAGCAAUCAUCUUCGAUUUUUUUUUUC